Messenger RNA from Lampris incognitus (smalleye Pacific opah), 2209 nucleotides. It is a transcript of the gene slc20a2, whose product is annotated as solute carrier family 20 member 2. Lineage: Eukaryota; Metazoa; Chordata; Actinopteri; Lampriformes; Lampridae. Gene Ontology annotation, biological process: phosphate ion transmembrane transport. Gene Ontology annotation, molecular function: phosphate transmembrane transporter activity. The transcript is spliced from 10 exons. The record is from RefSeq and is a predicted model, not a curated record. Bases 1 to 2046 code for a protein of 681 amino acids. Gene Ontology annotation, cellular component: membrane.
AUGGAUCUGGAACCGUAUCUGUGGAUGGUCAUCCUCGGCUUCAUCAUCGCCUUCAUCCUGGCAUUUUCAGUGGGAGCUAAUGAUGUGGCCAACUCGUUCGGCACGGCGGUGGGUUCUGGCGUGGUCACGCUGCGGCAGGCCUGCAUCCUGGCGUCCAUCUUUGAGACCCUGGGCUCAAUGCUGCUGGGGGCCAAGGUGGGCGAGACCAUACGAAAGGGCAUCAUAGACGUUAGCUUGUACAACGACACGGUGCCCGUGCUCAUGGCAGGGGAGGUCAGCGCCAUGGUCGGGUCAGCGGUCUGGCAGCUCGCCGCCUCCUUCCUCAAGCUGCCCAUCUCUGGGACCCACUGCAUCGUGGGCUCCACCAUCGGCUUCUCCAUGGUGGCCAUCGGCACCAAGGGUGUGCAGUGGAUGCAGCUUGUUAAGAUUGUGUCAUCUUGGUUCAUCUCUCCUCUGCUGUCUGGACUCAUGUCUGGACUCCUCUUCCUCCUAAUCAGACACCUCAUUCUCAACAAGGACGACUCAGUCCCCAAUGGCCUGCGGGCGCUGCCCAUCUUCUACGCCACCACCAUUGGGAUCAACACCUUCUCUAUCAUGUACACUGGAGCGCCACUGCUGGGCCUAGAGAUGCUACCGAUGUGGUCCAUCGUACUCAUUGCAAUGGGUGGAUCGCUGGUCUGUGCUGCUGUGGUCUGGAUAUUUGUCUGUCCCUGGAUGAGGAGAAAAAUAGCCAGCCGCCUGAAGAAGGAGCAGGCGCUGUCCAGGAUUUCAGACGAGAGCCUGGACAAGAUCCCCGAGGAGGAGGAGGAAAGCCCCGUUUUCAAGGAGCUGCCAGGGGCGAAGGGCACCGACGAAGCCGUCCUGCCGCUCACCGGUGGCAGCAGUGAGCGAGGCGCCCGUGAAUCCAGCGGUGAGCUCAACAGCCUGGCGAACGGAGGCACUGUCCUGCCCAACGGAAGGGUGUAUGGCCGGACCCACUCCAUGACCAACGGCUGUCUCAAAUCCCCCAUCUCCAAUGGCAGCUUCAGCUUCGACGGCCACAUGCGCAGUGACGGUCAGGUGUACCACACGGUGCACAAGGACUCGGGCCUCUACAAGGACCUGCUCCACAAAAUCCACCUGGGCCGGUUGGACGAUGGCGAGCGCUUGGGCUCCAACUCUGCUGGGGCGCCAGACAAUAACUACCGGCUGCUACGCCGCAACAACAGCUACACCUGCUACACGGCCGCCAUCUGCGGCAUGCCCGUCCAGCCGCCGGUGCGCUCUGAGUCACGCGAGGACAGUGAGAAGCUGGUGGGUGAGGGCGGCUGCGGGAGGAGCAACAGCGUGUCAUACUCCAAGAAGCGGGUGCGGUAUGACAGCUACUCGUCAUACUGUAAUGCUGUGGCAGAGGCGGAGAUCGAGGCAGAGGAGGGCGGCAUUGAGAUGAAGCUGGCCACGGACCUGGAGGCAGGCGAGGACGGAGGGGCGCCCGCACCCAUACCGCUGGAUGACCUCGUCGAGGAGGACCGCGAGGAGAAGGACAAGCCUGAGGUGUUCCUGCUCUUCCAUUUCCUGCAGAUCCUCACCGCUUGCUUUGGCUCCUUUGCCCACGGAGGCAACGACGUCAGUAAUGCCAUCGGGCCCUUGGUGGCACUGUGGAUGAUCUAUGACCAGGGUGGUGUGAUGCAGGACGCUGCCACGCCCAUCUGGCUGCUCUUCUAUGGAGGCGUGGGCAUCUGCUUUGGCCUGUGGGUGUGGGGCCGCCGCGUCAUCCAGACCAUGGGGAAGGACCUGACUCCCAUCACCCCCUCCAGUGGAUUCACUAUUGAACUGGCUUCUGCACUCACUGUUGUGUUGGCUUCCAAUAUCGGAAUCCCUGUCAGUACCACACACUGCAAGGUUGGCUCGGUGGUGGCGGUGGGUUGGAUCCGCUCCCAGAAGGCUGUGGACUGGCGCCUUUUCCGGAACAUCUUCCUGGCCUGGUUUGUCACAGUGCCCGUGGCAGGCCUGAUCAGCGCCGCCAUCAUGGCCCUCUUCGUCUACUGCAUCCUGCCCUACGUGUGAGGGUGCCAGGCAGGGAGGGCAAGAAAGACAGAGAGCGAGAGAGAAAAGAGAGGAAAAGCUGUCACUCUAGAGUGUCCAGGGGGGUGCAGAUAAAGGAAAAGGAGGCAUUUACGAGAGAGGGAUAAGGUGGAAAAAAGGAGGACCGUGUUGAAGGAAAGGUGAA